Molecule: messenger RNA, 900 nt
Organism: Ilex paraguariensis (yerba mate)
Lineage: Eukaryota; Viridiplantae; Streptophyta; Magnoliopsida; Aquifoliales; Aquifoliaceae
Source: the annotation of a GenBank genome assembly
AUGGCUGAAAGCGUCAUGGGAAUGUCCCAAGCUGAUAUGGGAGCUCUAAAAGAAGCUCUUUGUGCUCAACGACAUCUUCUGCAAAAACUUUACAACGAAUUGGAUGUGGAAAGAGAAGCUUCAGCCACUGCAGCUAGUGAAGCUUUGUCCACGAUAUUACGUCUACAAGGAGAAAAGGUUGUGGUUAAGUUGGAGGUAGAGCAGUAUAAGAGAUUAGCCGAGGAAAAGAUGUGUCACGCAGAGGAAUCGUUGGCAAUUUUCGAAGACCUUAACUAUCAGAAAGAAAUGAAGAUUGUUGCUCUAGAUUACCAAGUUCAAGCUUAUCGGUACAAACUUUUGAGCAUGGAUUGCAGAGAAGUUAUGUGCCCCCAAUUCCUCUUAAAUACUCAAAUCAAAAGAAGUGUAAUUGAAAAAGAAAGAUCUAUAAGUCCAAAGACAGAUUUUGAUGAAAAUAAAGCGGAAGAACAGACAGGACAAGAAAUAAAAGGUCAGACUUUGGAAUUAGAGAAGAAGCCUGAGAAUUCUGUUGUUGGACAAAUCAUUUUGUACUGGGAACAUAUUAGAAAUUUAGAUGAAAGAGUGAAAGAGAUAGCAGGAGUUAACUAUGCGAGUUCUAAGAAUGGUUCGAGAUCUUCUUCAAUAUGUUCACAAGUGAGCAUUGGAAUGGCAUAUGAUGCAACAAAAGAAUUUAUAAGAAGGGAGUUGGAUCAGGCUAAACAUGCUCAUUGUGUAAUGGAAACAAAUGCAAAUUCUGCUUCUUCCUCAAGUAUCCAUGAUGUCUUUGAAGUUCCACAAAUCCAUGAGAAUCAUAGAGGUCAUGUACGCCAGACAAAAGAACGGUGUGAGGAAGUUUUGGAAGGUGAUGAGAGAAUUGAAAAACUUGACAUUGUUAUGUCAUAG